Messenger RNA from Leptosia nina, 1368 nucleotides. The record is from the annotation of a GenBank genome assembly. NCBI's taxonomy places the organism in Eukaryota, Metazoa, Arthropoda, Insecta, Lepidoptera, Pieridae.
AUGAAAGCAAGACCAAAAAGAUCUUCGUCGCGGGUUUCACAAGAGAGUGACGAUUCCAGGCUACCCAGUCAAUGUGACUCGAAAUAUUAUCCUGGUAAAACUACCACAGAUGGCACCGUAUAUAAUCCACCAGCUUAUGUAAAAGAAGUUGACCCACAAGGAGAGACGGAGGAUGAACCACAAGGUGAAACAGAAGAGACUCUACAAGGUGAAACAGAAGAGAUUCCAGAUCGACGAAUCAUCUAUCCUUGUUCCCUAUGGAUAAAUACUAAGCCACUUAAUCGACACGCAACAACAUAUGAAUUGGAAAGAUUUGAAAAGAACCUACUAAUAAUAUUCAAUCAAGAAGAGAUUAUAGGCUAUGAGCCCCGAUUAGGGACGGAAAAGGACGUGACUGUAUUAAUAGAGACGUUUUCGAUGUUUGGUUUCGAGCCCGAAGUACAUAAGGAUUACACAAAAAAAAAAUUGUUCGGGGUCUUGGAUAGCUUUAACCAUCGUAAUUUCUCUAAUUAUGGCUGUGUGGCGAUCGUUGUUCUGACCCACGGGACGGUAGAUGGCAGACUGAGGGCGAAGGAUCAGCAUUACACCGAGUUUGAUAUAAUAGAUGCGUUCAAAACUUACGACAAACCAUCAUUAGUUACCAAGCCUAAACUUUUGAUUAUCCAGGCCUGUAGGGGGAAGAAAUCUGUUGUCGGUGUUAAUGUUGGCAACGCCGCUGCUAUACGAAAAGAUGAAGUAUACGACUUCGAACCGUACACGUUGCCCGUGGAGUCAGACAUUUUUGUCUUGCAUAGCUCCUAUAUGGGGAAUCCUUCGCAUAGGGACGAAUUAAACGGAUCGUGGCUAAUACAGACGCUGUGCAAAAAUAUAUGUAAGCUAGCACCGACCCAUGACUUGGAGUAUAUAGCGACUGAGGUGAAGAGGGAAGUCGCAAUCGACAGAUACCACGAAGAAUACAAUACGGCGACAAAGGAAACGGAGACAAACAAACAGAUACCCGUAGUUACUACGACCCUAAUUCGAAAGCUCUAUUUAAGGAAAUUCGGCGAUCCCCCAAUUUCGUGUGCAGAUAACGCAGAUUGCAAAAGCGAAGUGCAAUUAAACUCAUCGACACCACUUAUGAUGGAGUUUGGGCCGUGUCUUUGCUUUUUAGAUUAUUAUAUUUACAUUAGGAAAUACUUACGAUUAUAUCUUGAUGUUAACCCAGGCGACACCACAGCUCAAUCUUUUUGGGACAUAAGUGAAGCUUUCGAAGAGGACUUUGGAUUUAACGCAGCGAAAGGAAAAAUGACUAAAGCUAUUGUUAACCACCUUUUUAAUCACGCUAAGGAUUUCGAAUUUUAUAAAUAUCUUUAUUUUAAAAAAUAG